UAUGAUGAAUUUACAGACGAGAGUAAGGAAUCUCAUCAGAGGGGAGUUCUUGGAGUCCCGAUCGGAGUCUUCAAUCGAUGUUAUCAAUACUGCGACACAAGAAGUAGUUUCUAGGAUUCCAUUGACUACAGACGAAGAGUUUAAAGCGGCGGUUAACGUUGCAAAAAAAGCUUUUCCUAAAUGGAAGAAUACUCCAGUUACUUCAAGGCAGCGGGUUAUGUUCAAGCUCCAAGAGCUCAUUCGAAGAGUCAUGGAUAAGCUUACUAUGAAUAUUACAACUGAACAGGGGAAGACACUUAAAGAUGCUCAGGGUGAUGUUUUCUGUGGUUUAGAGGUGGUGGAGCAUGCUUGUGGGAUGGCAACACUCCAGAUGGGGGAAUACGUGUCAAAUGUUUCAAGGGGAAUUGAUACAUAUAGUAUCAGGGAGCCUCUUGGUGUCUGUGCAGGGAUAUGUCCUUUCAAUUUUCCUGCCAUGAUUCCCUUAAUGGUAUAACUCUAUUGCUUUUUUUCAAAUUUGUAUGCAUGUUUUGUGUUCGAUUCUAAUUGAAAUUGCUUUAUGCAUAUUGUUGGAUUGGCUUCAUGGGUUAACGAUGUGUUGGUUGCUUUAUGUUAUAGUCAACUUUUAGUUUCAC
Asparagus officinalis (garden asparagus) is the source of this 632-nucleotide messenger RNA. Its product is annotated as methylmalonate-semialdehyde dehydrogenase [acylating], mitochondrial-like. The coding region runs from base 2 to 493 and encodes 163 amino acids. Gene Ontology annotation, cellular component: mitochondrion. Gene Ontology annotation, biological process: L-valine catabolic process; thymine catabolic process. The record is from RefSeq and is a predicted model, not a curated record. The transcript is spliced from 4 exons. NCBI's taxonomy places the organism in Eukaryota, Viridiplantae, Streptophyta, Magnoliopsida, Asparagales, Asparagaceae. Gene Ontology annotation, molecular function: malonate-semialdehyde dehydrogenase (acetylating, [NAD(P)+]) activity; methylmalonate-semialdehyde dehydrogenase (acylating, NAD+) activity.